CUCACAUACAGCCGCAGCAACACCACCGCUCUAGUCCUCGUUCCUAGUGUUGCUUUUACAAAAGUCACGCCAAUCGGCAGGGCCACUGAAAUCAGACGUCAAAAAUGUUUUUCUUCGGGCUGGGAGGGCUGUUCUAUGUUGCUGUACUCCUCAUUAAUGCCAUCGCUAUCCUCUCCGAAGACCGCUUUCUGGCACGCAUUGGUUGGACAGCAUCGGCAGACCCCGGCUUCCCUGGCCAGCGCGAUGACUCGAGCGUGAAGGCACGACUGAUUAACCUCGUCUCCUCAGUACGAACAUUGAUGCGGAUACCGUUAAUGUUCAUCAAUACCCUUAUGAUAAUAUACCUCAUCGUUCUUGGAUGAUCGAGGCACAUAUGGAGCCGGAGGAUGCUGAAAAUGCUAUAACAUGCAUAAUCACAACAUCGACAGAACGAGAUUACAAGACGCGUUUACAGCGCCAUUA
This is a messenger RNA of Bipolaris maydis ATCC 48331, 462 nucleotides long. RefSeq names its product Yos1-like protein. Lineage: Eukaryota; Fungi; Ascomycota; Dothideomycetes; Pleosporales; Pleosporaceae. Gene Ontology annotation, biological process: endoplasmic reticulum to Golgi vesicle-mediated transport. Gene Ontology annotation, cellular component: Golgi membrane; endoplasmic reticulum membrane; COPII-coated ER to Golgi transport vesicle. The record is from RefSeq and is a predicted model, not a curated record.